Molecule: messenger RNA, 5660 nt
Organism: Saccoglossus kowalevskii
Lineage: Eukaryota; Metazoa; Hemichordata; Enteropneusta; Harrimaniidae
Biological process (GO): telomere maintenance
Cellular component (GO): nucleus; chromosome, telomeric repeat region
Source: RefSeq, a predicted model, not a curated record
AUGCAAUUCGUAGCUGAACUAGACUACCUGUCGGGUCCAUUCAUUGCAGAGGUGUGUACGUUUUAUGCUACUGUGGACAAAAUGGAGACUGUCAGUCUUGCAUGAUUGGAAUUUAAUAACUGUUUGAUAAGUCAAUAGAGGUCAAGAUGAUGGUUACAGUUGAAGGAAGCUAUAACUCUGGGUUGUCUCCAUUGUUGUCAACAUUAGAGGAUGAGACGUCCAUUAUUGAUGAUAGAGUUGAUGCCUAUCUAGCAUUGACCGAUCGACUUCGAGAUGAUGAACAUGAAAUUUUAUCCAAAGAGAUCUGCAGUAAAACAAGUAACUUAGUGUGUGUAUACGAGAGGGAUAUGUUGGAUGAUAACAAUGAGCUUUCCCAGGCUGCUUUGCAGUCAUUAGGAUUCUGUGUACACCAUCAAGACAUCUCAAAAUCAAUCUCUCAAAAAGACUCGUUGACCCUCGUGAAAGCUCUCUGUAACACAUUAUUGAAGACAACAGAUAAGAGUACAUGUACCCGGGCAUUGUGGUGUAUUGCUAAGCAGAACUUUCCACAUGAUAGCAUCAACAAUGAGCUUCAUGGUAUACUUUGUGCAGUAGAACAUGCCUUGGUAAAAGGUGGCUAUCAAUCAAUGUCUGUUGAGCAUGAAGCUAUAAAUGCUAUCAUAACGUUACUGGAACAGCUGCCAAAUAGCAUGAAACUGCAUGCCCUACGAUGGGGCAAUCUAGUUCUCCCACUACUCUUACACUCUGCACACAAAAUUAGAGAACGUGCCCUUCAUGCCAUGCGCCUGGGUUUUUCUGCAUUGAUGUCGCGUCAACAAGAGCUUGUCAAGACUUUAGUCUCCGAUAUCAAGAGUUUAUUUAGUCAAGAGAUGACAAAGUUGUUUGAAAACCAGCAAGAACUCCAUGUAUUGACUGUUUGGCAAUAUUUAAUCGAUUUACUAGGAAAGGCUUUACAUAAAGGAGGUAGUUUGAUUAACAGUUUGCUGACCAUUGUAGAGAGAGCAUUCAAAAGCUCUAUCGUACAAGUAAAGUGUGCUGCAUUUCAUGCCUGGCAACAUCUCAUUGAUAACUUUGCUCUUGAUAUGGAAGUACUAUGCAACCACAAAAGAAUGAAGUUACUGCUGCAGCCGUUUAAAGUCACAGUCUCUAAACAGGAGGCAGUUGCUGUUGCCAAGUUGGAUGCUUGGUGGCAUUUUGCACAGGUUUUUGAAAACAGGCUUGCUAUGACUUUUGACCAGAUAUGUGUUCCAUUGCUACAGUUCAGCUUAGGUUUGUCAUCUACCAAUAACAUCCAGUGUCCAAGUACACCAAUUGUGCACCAAGGAGCGGCUGGUAGACUGUCUACACCAACCCAACAGCGAAAUGGAGCUGUUAGCAGUCCAGGUACUCCUUACAUGAAUCUUGCAGCUACUAAUGGAUCUAUGAGUCCUGUUGUUACUGCCUGCAAUUCACUACAGAUGAAAGGUUGUGAAAUCCUCGCCCAUUUACUUAGAAAAACUGAUCUGCCGGCAGAUGUAGUCAAAAUGGAUUUUACACUUGGUCCUUUGAAGUAUCCCCUGAUUAAUUCUUCAUCAGUGUUCAUCAAAGUGAGUGUUGUUCUCAUCCAUGCUGUCAGAGAAACAAUGUGUUCCUAUGGGAACCAAAUACCAGAAACCCUUGUAACUUUUAUAUGGCAGUGCCUGUCUUCACACAUGAAGACAUUACUUGAUAUGGGAACCAAGAAAGAUACAGUAGAGAUUUUCACCCUCUAUUUAGCAAGUCUGCAAGCGAUCAUUAACUCGGAAAGAUUCACACCAACAUACAUACUGAAACUGAUUGAUAUUGUCAGCAAGCUGCCACAGAAGGCACUGAGUUCACCCGCAUAUCACGUCGGGAACGCUGAACUCAUGCAUGGCACACCAGCUCUGUUCUUGAUUCAACAGAUGUUCCAUUAUAGUUUCCUUGAGAAUAUAAUUUCUGAGAGCUAUUUUUGCAUCCUCGAACAUUUGGUAGAGCGUGGGAUGAGUAACCCGACAGCGGUUUUGGGGUUUGCUCAGUCUGUGCUGGAAUUGUUAAAUACAGUGACAGUGACCACUGAUAACUCUGAGACAAUAUGGAGAAUAUGGAGUAUUGUGGUUAAUCCAAUGUUGCAACAUGUUGUGGUGACUAAUGAAGUGAAUCAAGGUGAUUCGUUGGACCAUGACUUUAGUGCCAUGUACAUUGCACUUGUACUGCCAGUUAAGAAGUUAUUUAUAAGCAAUGUAACUCAGGGAACCAUGAAAACACUAUUGAAGACUUGGUCUGAUAUAUACAACACCUUCGCAAGAUGUUGUGCAUUGGUUGCGACAGCAGAUGCUAAUGUUUGCUGCCAAGAUCUUUGUACAAAAAUACUCCAACUUGUAGAUAUGAAGAUACUAAAGGACAUGAGGGUGGUUGAUGCUUUGGGUCACCUAUGUGGAAUCAUGUUGAGUAGUAUCGACUUCUCUUCUUACUCCUACCAGCAGUCAGCUAGCAGUAACAGAGCACCAUUCAAUCCUGGAAACCCAACAAAAAAACGUUACAAGCAUCUUGGAAAUAUAACUGCAUUUAUACAGUUAGUAAAGAACCUUCUUGCUGCCUUAAAUACAUACAGUACUUGCCAGGAUUCCGUCUCUCAGAAACAUUACAGUUCUGAUAUUCAAGCCUGGUCGUCAUCUAUCAAUGGUAUGACCAACUUGCUCUCCACCCUGUUUUCUCACAUCACCAUGGCAACCAUGAUUCAAAGUAUUCUUGAAGAGUUGUCUCAACCAAUUGCUGCUCUGUUUGUGGCUUCAUCAAAACCACAAACGCUAGGAGGCUUGUUUACACCUGCUAUUAAUCAAAAACUAGAAAAGCUUUGGGGCGACUUAUUAAUGUUGAUUGAAAGUCGCCACAAAGCUCCAUUCUCUACCCACUUUCUGAAAGUGAUGUCGCCAUUGCUGGAAGUUACUUUAAGUGAUUGUAAACGAUCUAUUAGGAAUCGUACAGUACAGUUUUGGAAUGCUACUUUUGCCUGUGCGGACACACUGUCUUACAGCGACUCGUUGAAGACAUGUCUGUUAAAAGUAAAAGAAACCACAGCAAUAAGUUUACCAGAUAUAGAUGAAGAGGAAGAUAAAGAAGAGAUGGAGGAGGAGGCAGAGGAGGAAGUUAUACAAAUAGUCGAAGAAACCCCCUAUAGUCUUGGAACAGAUACUGAACCAUCUCAAGUGGUUGUGUCUCGACCACAGCUGCAUUCAAUACUUCCCACCUUUGGUAGGGGAUCUCCGCAGAAGUUGGUCGGAAGUUUUUUGAAGAAGACUGCCUUGUCACCAGAUAGGGGUAGCAAACUAAAAAGGUCCCCACUAAGUAUUUCUAAAAGAUCACCUGGUAGUAUGAGUAAAGUGAAAGUUAGUGCCAGCAAAGCCAAAGUGGUUGUUGCUCCAUCCGGCGCACAUGCCAGGAGGAAAUUACCGUUAUCGAUUGAUGAAGACAGCCGGCAGGUAUUUGUGGCAAUAUCACCAUCCCCUAAACAUAAAAAGUUUGUACUGACUGAGCACCAGAAGGAAGUCUUGCGUAGCCGUAAAGUGGUCCCCACUAUGUAUAAUGAUUUAGAUGCAUCUUUGGAUACAAGUUACAUGGCUGAACUGUUGGCCAGUCAGACCCAAGAAUUUGAACCCUGUGAUGAUGAAGAAGUUGCGAGUACUCAAGCAAAACGUCCAAGAUUAGAUGAGGAAAACAUUGAUGUAAACAAGCUGGCAACUCAAUCUUUCCAGAAAGAGAAGAAUCGAGUGAGCUUUGCUGGACUACUGACUAAAAGUGGUUCAGAAUCUGCAUCUUCUGAUGUUGAGGAAAAAGAAAAAAAUGCAAGGAGAGUUAAACUUGUUAAAGUUACUGAUUCAAACACUGACAAUACCCGGAGCGUAUCCGGUAUUAAAGGAAUAAACACAGCUGUGAAACCCCUGAAAGGAAGUGAAAUUGAUCACAAACUAGUUGAAAUGACACAAAAACUAAAAGAAUCUCCCAAAAAGCAAACUGAGCAAACACUCUCCGAAGAAAAAGAAAGUGAGAAGAUUGGAGAUAAUAGUAAAAGGAAGGAAAUUUACAAUGAGGAAGAAAAUGUUUUGGAUUCUACAAAUGAGGACAUUAUUGCUGCAACGCCGCCUCCUACUGAGGCACAGACGAUCAGUGAUGCGAGACGACGAAGUCUUGGAUUCAGGGCCAGCCAUCCUGCUUCGGAUCCCGCCAUCAAGACCAGUAUUGCAAAGAAACGAAAGUUAGGUAAAGACACUUCUGUUGAAAAAUCUGACACCCAGGCAAAGUCUGUUCCCGAGACCCAAGAACUUCGAAACAGUGAAGUUGAUGAAACUGAAGUAAAAACAGUGCCAGACUCCCAAGUGAAAAGUGAGAACAUGCUUACUGCGACAUCUCUGCUUGUUGACAAACAAAAGUUGCUCACCACACCUGUGCUAAAACUGAAACGAUUGAGUCAGGAAGAAAUCAAAAAAUAUAGUCCUAAAAAAGCAAUACAAUCAGAAUCCAUUCCUAGUGAUAAACAAGCUGAAGACAAGGAAAAUUCGAUACCAGAUGCUUCCAGAGAGAUUGAACGAACAAAAAUGGAAGAUCCUUGUGGGGAUGUUGCACAAGAUGAACCAGAGUUGCAAAAAAGGUCAACUCCUAGGAGAAGUCUUCUUGGAUCUUCAGUACGAAGUCUGGAAAAUAAAGAUGACAUAGAAGGAGUCGUCCCUUUUCCUGAACAGCAAACUAGGAAGGAGGGAAUUCAGGUUGAAUCAGGGAAUGAAAUGCCAAUGGAUUUAGAAUGUGCUCAAAUUAAUUCCCAAGACUAUGUAGGAGAUGUGUCUUCACAGGAUUCUGAGCCUCUUGUUAACAUACAAAGGAAACGUAGAUCUAAAAAAUCAGAUAAAGUUAAUGUUGUGAUUUCUUCCGAGGACAGUCAAGAGGAUAUGACACCUCGAAGGAGUAGCAGACGAUCCACCAGUAGAAAGUCGUUGCCUACUGUCGAAGAGCAUUCUGAAACUGUUCCCUCCAGCUGGAAGGAGAGCUCAUCCAAUCAGAUACCAGAAAGGAGGAAAUCCAGAAGGCUGAGCCAAUAUUCAGAAGUUGAAAAAGACAAAGGUGUUUCGAGGUCAAACAAGGUUAUGAAAGGGCAUUCUUCACAAGAGCGCGAGAGUCAGUUCUCACAAAACGUAGAGGCAGAGCAGGUAGAUGAAAAAAGCAAAACCAUUUCAUCUGAAAAUGCUGAUGAAAUUUUAACUUUCGCAAGUCCUUCAGCAGAUGAAGAAGAAGAAACUGAAAUAUUUUUCCGUAUUGAUCCAGCAUCAUUAGAGGUGGAUAGUGAACUGUCAGACGUGGAAGUACUGCCAGUGGAAGACGUUGAUAAAUCGGAUAUACCUAAAACGCAAGAGUUGAAGAAACCAGACACUCCUCCAGAAUCGGAUUCUGAAGAAGCCACUGUUGAAAUUAGUAACAAGAAUAAAAACAAAAUGGCAGACAAGACUCCCACGAGAAAAUCAACUCGCAUAGUUGGAAAGAAGAAUAAGAGAAGUCCUCAACAAACCAUAGCCAAGAAGCUUCUGAAUAAAGUGAUGAAAUCGCCACGUGAAAAAUCAGCAACGAGACUGACCAACAAGAGAACAGUCGGUUCUUCUGUUACACGAGACUGA